UCUUUACCUUAUUUUUAUUGAUCAAAAAAUGUCCGACGCAAUCGUAAAUAAUGAUUGAAUAAUUUAAGAAAACGCGACUAAUUUUCGCUAAUUAGAUUUGUGUGCUACGCCAGACCGUCGGACCACCUUUCUAACUGACGUAGUUUCGUACAGUCGAAUAAAAACUCUUCACAACAAUGGACGGGAAUAAAGAGCAAGCGGAAAGGUGCAUAGAGGUUGCGCAAAUAUCCUUUGCGGCAGGAAAUGUCGAGAAGGCAGAACGUUUUCUGUUAAAAGCUGAGAGAUUAUACCCCACUACUCGCGCUAAGGAGUUGUUAACUCGUGUCCAGGCUGCAUCUUCGGGUACAUCGCCCAAACAAACUACCCCACCUGGUACACCAAAUUCUGAAGAAUUGAGACGUCGAAAGAACUUAAACCAUCAACCAACGCAGAGGGAAUACACCUCAGAACAGUUGGACGCUGUGCGGAGAGUCAAAACGAAGUGCAAAGACUAUUACGAAGUAUUAGGAGUGACGAAAGAGGCGACAGACUCUGACAUCAAGAAGGCGUACAAGAAACUAGCUCUACAGCUGCAUCCAGACAAGAACCAUGCACCGGGAUCUGCUGAGGCCUUCAAGGCGGUGGGCAACGCGGCGGCGGUGCUCACGGACGCCGAGAAGCGCAAGGCGUACGACGCGCGCGCCGACGAGCCGCACCCGGCGCACACGCACCACCAGUUCUACGCGCGCGGGUUCGAGUCCGACCUCACUGCCGAGGAGCUGUUCAACAUGUUCUUCGGAGGCACUGGGUUCCCCGGCGCUGGACCAACGGUGUACGCGAGGAGGCGCGCGCGCGAGCCCGAGCCGCGGGACAGCAGCGCGGGCCUGAUGCAGAUGCUGCCCGUGCUGGUGCUGGUGCUGCUGUCCAUGAUGUCGGGAUUCUUCAUCAGCGAGCCGGUGUACAGCCUGACGCACUCGCCCAAGUACCCCGUGCCGAGGGAGACCGUCAACCUGAAGGUGCCUUACUACGUGAAAGAGAACUUCCAUACCGACUAUCAAGGGUCGCUGCGGAGACUUGAAAUGGCAAUUGAGGAAGAAUAUAUAGUGGGUCUGCGGCACGCGUGCCAGCGCGAGCGCAACUACCGCGACAGCGUGGCGUGGAAGGCGCGCAACUUCGGCGACCCGCGCCACCACGCCGACGCGCAGCGCCUGCGCAUGCCCUCCUGCGAGAAGCUACAGCAGUACCAGCGCUAGGGAAGCACUACCACACUAGCAGCAGGAGCCGAUGAACCAACAGCCAGCAUCCAGCGGCUCCCUGCAACCCGCUUGAUGUCCUCGGUCUGUAUUUCAGCACCUUGGGACCCCAACGUCCAUCGGCUCGACUUUGGACCGCUACAAACUAAUUAUCCACUCAACCCCAAUUUUUUUUUAUGUGGACCACUUUCAAAAUUUGGCUGAUUCCCAAAACUGGAGAGCAUGUUCUAUAUUAGAACGGGUAUCCAAAGCUGCUCUAGUAGGAUCUUACCAAAAGAGAUGGUCCCCCGUAUCAUUAAAAUUUAAAAAAAUACAAGGAUUUUAUUGAAAUCUAAAUUUUGAAUAAGUCUAUCUAAUUAAAAAGAAAUAAAUGAAAUUAAAACCCAAGUUUCUGAGUUAUUUCAAUAUGGCGCCCUUAGAACAACUAUGACAUGACAAUUGACAGCAAACGUCAAAUCGACUACUGCAUUGAAAACGUCAUCAAUCCGCCAUUAUUACGCGUAUAGUGUUGCAUUUCUUGGGAGAGAAUUAUUAUUUCGAAAGAAUCAAAGUAAAUUCGUAGAUUUCUAUAAUCAAAAAUAGUUAAAAAAAAUAUUUUCUUUUAUUUUCGCCAGGGUACAAUGACUGAUCCUGGGCUCCAUACAAUUUUGGACCAUCUCCUUUAGUCAGGCAAAAACAACACGAGCAGACAAGGGGAGUGUUAAUUGAUUGUCAAGGAAUUUCUUCCUAGCACUACCACAUUCACAACCCCCUUAGGACUGUUUACAUUCUGUAUGUUGCCUUAUGGCCUUACUGUAGAUAAAAACUCACAGACAUCUUAUACGACAAUAAUAUAUCUCACUACAAUUAUAUUCCAUUCCGAACUUAAAUUUAACAUAUUUUACAAGCAUAAUUCGCGUUCCCGUAGGAAUACAGGGAUGAAAUAUAGCCUAUAGCACUCGGGGAUAGUGUAGCUUCAUAACAGUGUAAAAAAUUUUCAAAUCGGUUCAGUAGUUUCAGAGCCUAUUCAAUGCAAACAAACAUACAAACAAAUCUUUCCUCUUUAUAAUAUUAGUAGGAAUAUACUAGCAGAUUUUCUGCGGUUUUACCCUAUUAGUUCCCGUUCCCGUGGGAAUACGGGGAUGAAAUAUAACAACAUAAAAAUACGAGUGUACUUUCUUAAAUGUGUAAAUCGCCCUCUCAAGUAUUCAAUGUCCGUUCACCUGGCUCGAUUACAGUUUUCGUAACGCCUUCAUCAGAUAACUCCCUAAAUCCAGCCAAAAGAAAUUUCACUUCAACAAAUAUUACUCAGUGAUGAUUUUUUUUUAAAAUUUUGGAGUUAAAUCGUAUCAUAUGUAUUAAACAUUGUAUAGUUUAUUCGUUGUGUUUGUUUUCGAAGAAGAUUGUUUUCAAAAUAAUAAAUUAUUAUUGAAAAUAGUGAUGGGAGUCAUUUUGAAUAGUAUCGAAAAAUAGAAAAAUAUAUUAGAUUUUCUGUAAUUUAUAUAUUGUUAUUUGGAUCACAUGCAUAUUUAGAUGUUAAUCGAAAUAAUGUAAACGCCUUAGUAAAAUAUUUGUAGACUUAAAUAUCACACUAGCUUUUUACACGAAAUAUAGUUAUCCAAUUGUAAUGUGCAAAAUAAAUUAUGUAUUUAAUGUAUAUUAAUGACACUGACUCAGACUAAAUAAAUAAGGAGCUGUCUCGUUAGACGUUUCUGUCAAAGUGUACAAUCGCAUUAGAUCAACGAUCUAAAGUUGUAAUGGUGGGUUAAAGAGUAACGUAAAAAUACUUUUCUGUGUAGUUUUUGUUCAUGAAUUUACAUUAGACAAUAGACAAUUUUGUUCAUAAAUUUGGGUGUGAUACUAGUCCUUACGCAAUUAGUCUGAGUCCAAUUGUAAUGUGCAAAAUAAAUCAUGUAUUUAAUGUAUAUUAAUGACACUGACUCAGACUAAAUAAAUAAGGAGCUGUCUCGUUAGACGUUUCUGUCAAAGUGUACAAUCGCAUUAGAUCAACGAUCUAAAGUUGUAAUGGUGGGUUAAAGAGUAACGUAAAAAUACUUUUCUGUGUAGUUUUUGUUCAUGAAUUUACAUUAGACAAUAGACAAUUUUGUUCAUAAAUUUGGGUGUGAUACUAGUCCUUACGCAAUUAGUCGGAGUCCAAAUGUAAUGUGCAAAUUAAUUUAUGUAUUUAUUUUAUUGACACUGGUGGAAAAAAAUUUAGAAAGUCAAAUAAAUAUCAAAAAAAAAUUGUACCUAUCCUGGCUAUCAGUUCCGAAAAUUAUUGUGAUAUUAUGUAUAUUUCUAAAAUUCUACAUAAAUUAUGUAGUUUAUUACCCAAAUCACAAAUCAAAGUGUUUUGAAGGAGGUUUGUUUCUGUCAGAAACGCUAAAAAAAUUUAACUGUAUAUCAUAUUUAGCCAUGCACUGGCAUUUUUUAAUUAUUUUAAUUUUAGUCCUUUUAAAUUUGAUUUUUAUUAAUAUUAAUGUCGCUUCAAAUCCAUACUAAUAUUUUUAGUGAGAAAGUAUGUCUGUCUAGUCACCUUUCACGGCUAAACUUCUGAACCGUUUUGGAUGAAAUUUGGGAAAUUUGAUAAAUUGGACUUUAGACCAGAAUGUUAUACUACCAACUAUAUAUUUUUUUUCUUUCGAAUUGAAUUGAAAAAAAAAUCUACCAUCGCUUUAGCACUGAUGCUUUCACACGGCUCUUAUAAUUUUAUUAUUUUGACCAAAACUAUGAAAUAUACGUAGCUCCUAUGUAAAAACAAUCACAUUGUAUGUGGUAAUAAAAAUGUAUAAAUACUCGUAUAUAAGAUAAUUUUAGCCAUCGGAAAAUGGAUGUUUCAGUUGGUAGAAUUAAUAUUAAAUACUUUUUAGUUUAUUUAUUUGAACAUCAUGGAAUCAACUAAUUAUGUACAAUAAUUUACUUUCACAUUACUAUCCAAAUGACGUCAUAAUAAUGUUGCCACUGCACGGUGAUCGCUAUGCGAUGGUUGUAUCACAUCAACACUCAGACUAAUUAUAUAAGGACCUGCCUCGCUAGACGUUACUGUUCUGUCAAAGUAUAUGAUCAACGAUCUAAUGUCUAUAGAACCGAUUUUUUAUAGUUGAAAUCGUGUUCGUUGGUUAAAAGGCUCCGUAGUUGAAUGGUGUAAAAAACUAUUAAAAGCUUAUAUGAUAUAUACCUAAUCUAAGCUUAUUUUCCUCAACAAUUACAGACAAUUUUGUUCGUGAAUAUGGGUGCGAUACUGGUUCGUUAUGUAAUAUUAGUCUGAGUAUUAACAUGAUAAUUUUUAUGUGCGACCAACAAACCAAUGUAGUAGGAACAUUAGCAACUUUACUCGGACUUUUCGCAAAAUUCCAAAAUGUAAAACUAAGAAUUAAAAUGCAUUUUAUCAAUUGUUAUUAAUUAUUCUAUGGUAUUUAAGUUAAUGGUAAUGGUACACCAAAAAUGUAAUUAUAUAAUGAAAUAAAUAUAUUACAAAUAAAUACAAGCUUAAAAUUACUAGAACCCAGAACUGUAAGUCAUUUAAAAAGAAUAUUGCUAUUUAAGGGGCAUUUUCAUUUGUGGUAUAUUCCAAUCACAAUUAUUUAUUACUGUUAUUUUAGUUUAUAGUUUUGUGUUAAAAUUGACACUAUUAUUCGGUUAGGUCACUUAUUAAACGAUUUGUUCAAUAAA
Messenger RNA from Bicyclus anynana (squinting bush brown), 4883 nucleotides. RefSeq names its product dnaJ homolog subfamily B member 12 (gene DnaJ-6). Bases 177 to 1232 code for a protein of 351 amino acids. The transcript has 6 exons. The record is from RefSeq and is a predicted model, not a curated record. Gene Ontology annotation, cellular component: endoplasmic reticulum membrane. Gene Ontology annotation, molecular function: Hsp70 protein binding. Gene Ontology annotation, biological process: cellular response to misfolded protein. Lineage: Eukaryota; Metazoa; Arthropoda; Insecta; Lepidoptera; Nymphalidae.